GAAGCUAGAGUGUUUGUCAACGUGGCAGACGUCAAUUCUAACCAAAAAUCAUCAGAGGUUUCAAAAACAUUAACUUACAUACACAAUAGUGUAAUGUUUAAAUUUGUUGUUCAAAAUGUCCAUUAUCACAACCGGCCCUGACUUAAUGAUCACUGGGGCAGGCUAUAAUAGAUAUAACAUAGAGAGUAAUUGUAAAAAAUGCCCGUCUUCACUGCUAACAUACCUGGAAUCCUCAAAGUUGGUGACAGAAUCGAAAUCGGGGGUAAAAUUAAAGAGAAUGCUCGCAAAAUGUCGGUGAACCUGUGCGCGCAGGAAGGUGAAGAGCCCCGCGACGUGGUGCUGCACUUCGACGUGAGGUUCCACCGAGACAACAUCAUCUCCCUGUCGCGGAAGAACGGCAUCUGGAUCGGCAGCGGCAACUAUGAUACCAACUAUAAUAUGUUUGUGCCAGGCACAAUAUUCCGCAUAAUCUUCGAGAUUAAGGACACGGACGUGAUCACGAUCUACUGCCAGGGCAAGUUCCACUCCAACUUCCUGCCGAAGAUCCCGCUGACCAUGGCGCGGUACAUCGUCGCGUGGGCCGACGUCGAGCGAGUCACGCACUGCUACUUCCAUCUGUCUUCUAAGCCACCAGUAGGUGGUGACGAGGCUGCUGCUGCUACAGGCGUCUUCCAGCCUCAGUCUCCUCGGCCCACUAUGGUCGUUAGCGAUAUCAAACGAUGCCAAAGACUACACAAGAAGUCGGCCCCAGGUUCCCCGCAGCUACACUCGUCCAACGAGAGUUCCGACGAAGAACAACAGAAGGGCAGGCCGAAGACCGACGGCCGAGCAGACCGAUACUUUUACGACACCCUAAUGUGUCAGCCGUCUGACCAUCCAAAGUUCGGCUCACCAGAAUCGAUGAAGCGGAGAGAUCCAACCUUAGCUAGAAGUAAAAUAGAUUAUAGUAGAAAGUUUAGAGAGGUCUCGGACACUGAGAAAAAUGACAGUGAAGAUUAUUCAGAAGAUAUAGCUUCAAAAAACAUGGAUUCUUCUGUCGUAGAGUCUGAUGAUGUGCUACAGGAGCUUGGGCUGAAGAAACGAUCUAGACGCGGCAAGUUCGCGCCGUUCGCUCAAGUAGUAAAUUUUAUGGGAAAGACGACCAGGAGAAAUUAGUGUUGUGUUUUGGUAAUCGACUAUAUUACAACUGGUAGUCGAUUUUUGUCUUUUUAUGUGUUUUUGUAGUUUUGUUUGUAUUAGUGAUGUCCUUUUGGAACUCUAGAGACUUAGUAUUCUCUUUGUUUUUCUUUUUAUGUUUGAUACAAAGUUGUAGAGGAUUAUGAGUGUCGUCUUAAUGGAUUUAAAACGUAAAUGUUAACUUGUAAUAUUAGAAAUAACCGUUUGGUUUAAAAAACAUUUUAUAUGUAAGUGUUUAAAUAAAUGUUUGAAAGUUA
This is a messenger RNA of Spodoptera frugiperda (fall armyworm), 1433 nucleotides long. RefSeq lists its product as uncharacterized. The transcript is spliced from 5 exons. The record is from RefSeq and is a predicted model, not a curated record. Lineage: Eukaryota; Metazoa; Arthropoda; Insecta; Lepidoptera; Noctuidae. Gene Ontology annotation, molecular function: carbohydrate binding. The coding region runs from base 199 to 1155 and encodes 318 amino acids.